CUGGAAUGACGCUUUCAAACACAUACUCUACUCAUGCAUUCCCGGGAGCAGAGAGCAGCUUAAUGUUUUCACGAUACACAGGCAUGAAGUUUGGCGAAGGCAUUUUAAUAUUUUUACCUGAAUAUUUUCAUAAAAUCAAAAGAUCAUUUUCACUCUAAUACUCUACUUAGAAUGUAAUUUUCCAUUAAAUAAACAGUCAAUGUUCAGUAACCCACAUGCUGAUAAACUUUUGAAAACUUUAGAAAGUAUUAAGUAUAAUCAAAGAUUACUUUUAAUUUUCGAGCUGGCAAGAGCCUGUAUCAGGGAACAGAGUUGAGAUUGAAAAGAUAAAAGCACAAUUAUUUUCUUAAAGAAAAGCGAAAUUCAUAAAAGAGACCACGUGAUUCUAUAAAGCAACACAGAAUCCGUUUACAGAACAGGCAAACAUGGACCACAGAACACCAGUGUUGCCCAUGAUGAAACAGUUAAAAGGAAGAAUUCACGGUGGCCCAGCAUAGGUCAGGUGUGGGAGGACAGAGUAGUGACAAAAUGAUCCUUCUUCUAACUUCCCAGAAAGGCACAAACAGCCAGCACUGUAACUGAAGACCACGCAGGAACCAGUAUGAACUCAGACGCCAUGGCCAGCACCGUAACUGGAAACCACACGGGCACUGGUGUGAACUCAGAUGCCACGGCCCGCACCGUAACUGGAGACCACGCAGGCACCAGUGUGAACUCAGAUGCCAUGGCCAGCACCGUAACUGAAGACCACGCAGGCACCAGUAUGAACUCAGACCCCACGGCCCCAACCGUAACUGGAGACCACGCGGGCACCGGUGUGAACUCAGACGCCAUGGCCAGCACUGUAACUGGAGACCACGCAGGCACCAGUGUGAACUCAGACCCCACAGCCCGCAUCGUAACUGGAGAUCAUGCAGGCACCAGUGUGAACUCAGACCCCACGGCCCCAACCGUAACUGGAGACCACGCAGGCACCAGUCUGAACUCAGACUCCAUGGCCCCAACCAUAACUGGAGACCACGCGGGCACCGGUGUGAACUCAGACCCCACGGCCCACACCAUAACUGGAGACCACGCGGGCACCGGUGUGAACUCAGACCCCAUGGCCCCAACCGUAACUGGAGACCACGCAGGCACCGGUGUGAACUCAGACCCCACAGCCCGCACCGUAACUGGAGACCACGCGGGCACCGGUGUAAACUGAGACUCCAUGACCAGCACCAUAACUGGAGACCACACGGGCACCAGUGUGAACUCAGACCGCACGGCCCGCACCGUAACUGGAGACCAUGUGGGCACCAGUGUGAAUUCAGACCCCACAGCCCACACCAUAGCUGGAGACCACGUGGGCACCGGUGUGAACUCAGACCCGACAGCACCUGCCUGGGCUGCUCCAGCCACCACCAGAACCUGUUCUGCAGCUGAACUGGAAGCUGAUUCUGGAAGGAACUGAGGAGCAUGAGGACGAGAUCCUUCUACCUCAACAGGGAUCAAUUUUUUAAAUGAUUUCUUUCUUUUAGAAAACUGUUAAUAAAAUACUUUGCUCUAAAAUGACCAGGAUUUCAGCAGCCUCUACAUUCCUUCAUGUCAAUCAAAGCUUAGGCACAUGGGUUACUUCACUGUUCGCGACACCCUUUCCAAAUAAAACCCGGGGCCGCCUGUGUACCCAAGAGCCUGGGCCCUGAGCAUUCAGAGAAAACGUCCAGGGCAAGAGCGCUGACGUCCCAGCGGUGAGGUAGAGUGGAUGGGGGGAGUUCCAGCCACAGAUGGCCACGCCUCCCCUGCCUCCGGCCAGUGCCCACUGCUCACGCACUCCUUCCUCGGCCCAUCCUGAGCCACGGGGCCCUCGCAUAACCAAGGCCACUGCGGUACCUCCAGGAACAAACUGGUUACAGGUGGACUGCUCUCUACGCAGGGUGCAAAGAUUGUUUUUAAAACUGCUCGGCUCAGGAACUUAUCCCAGUAACAGGCUAGAUUAAGAAAACUGACUAAAAACAGUAGAAAGAAAAACUCACUCUAUCCACUGAGGCAAGAGAAAUGCACACGGCCUCUGAAAUAACUGCAGAGGAGUUUUCCUGGGUUAGGUACGCGGUGGGGUGACCCUACCCCAUAGACGGCACGUGGUGGGAACCGAGGAACAUCUCCGAAUAAAAGCGGGAAAAUGCACUCAACUCCCAAACAGAGAGAGAAACUGCUUUUUUCAUUAAAAGCUUCUCUCUUUUAUUCUCAGAAAGACUCUCUUUGGUGUCUUGACUGCUGAAGGGACAAGCCUGUCAUACCCAGAGAGCAGCCCUGGACAGUCUCCAGAUCCUAUGGCCCUCAGGUCCACCUUGCCUACUGAUGAUCCCACAUUACGAAACCUGAUCAUCAGAAAGAGCCUCCCAGUCCGCAGCUCACAAGUGGCACUUUAUUCAGGGAAACGCUAAUAAAAACCUCAGGCUCCGCGUAAAUGCUGUCCCCUAGGUACCAAGGCUCCACACAGAUGGCACACAGGGAGACAGGCCUCACCCCUUCCUGGCGCCCCAAGUCUCUCCUGACAUUUUAUUAGCUGCGUUUUGUGGUGGUUUAUUACUUUUAACCUGCCUGUCCAAGGCAGCUGCACUAAACUACUUGUCCAGGGCAGAUGCACUCAUAAUGACCAUCAGCUCAGAGUUGGAAGUAGCACUGGAGAAUGACGCAGUUUCAGGGCACUACACUUCCCUGCCCUCUUUUCCAGAGAUGCCAAGUAAGUUUCUGCCGUGGCUGAUGAUGUCAGUACUACACUAACAUUAGUUCAACGGCAGGCCACCAAUCAAUACUUAAUGAACAAUGUCCUUAAGAGCGAAACCCCAUCUCUACCAAAAUACAAAAAAUUAGCUGGGUGUGGUGGUGAGCGCCUAUAAUCU
Molecule: messenger RNA, 2885 nt
Organism: Cercocebus atys (sooty mangabey)
Lineage: Eukaryota; Metazoa; Chordata; Mammalia; Primates; Cercopithecidae
Exons: 2
Coding region: 602-1204 (200 amino acids)
Source: RefSeq, a predicted model, not a curated record